Molecule: messenger RNA, 633 nt
Organism: Suillus discolor
Lineage: Eukaryota; Fungi; Basidiomycota; Agaricomycetes; Boletales; Suillaceae
Exons: 3
Coding region: 19-585 (188 amino acids)
Source: RefSeq, a predicted model, not a curated record
CAUAUUCAAACGUUGAAGAUGACAGGCGCUAACUACAUGGGAGGGAAAAGGAAUGCUGCUCGAGCACGCACCAAAGACAGUACAGGUCGGGUUCAGAAGCGACAUUUUGGUCAACAGAGGUUGGCAGCUGCAUUAUGCAACACGAAGGAAGGAAGGGAAAAGCCUGAAAAGAUGUCUCUGAAGUCUGUUUUACAUCAAAUCAAUCUUGCUCAUGCACAACGAGACGCAAAAAUCAAAGGCAAUUACCCCUUCACGGCGCAUAGUAUAAGCACGUGCGACACAUCAUUCGCCCACGGAAUCUCAUUUGGCACCCCAAAGCGCCGCAAACAACCCUCGAAGAUACUUCGAAUGCUUGAUUUUUCUGAUCCGGUAGCCUAUCGUGAUGCAAUUGACCGCAUAUUAUCAAUCCCUCUGUCAGAACUGAUUGGACUGCCCCUGCAAGGAAUGUCAUCCCACUCCGACUCGGAAGAUGGAGGCCCUGGCAUUGAUCCCGAAGAACAUCUUCUCCUGCCUAUCGAUGCUGACAGCGAGUCGGACGUUCAGGUAACAUCAGAGAGAACGGUGAGCAUCCAAGUAGUACACUGACCAUAUCCUAGUUUCAAGGAAUGUCCAGUGACAUCUUCUCUCGCACUG